UUUUUUUUUUUUUUAUGUUUUUUUUUUAUUUUUUUUUUUUUUCUUUUUCUUCUUCUCUUUCAUCUCUCAUUCUUUUUUUUUACUUUGUACAAUGAUGACAGAAAACUCAUAUGAUGAUGAACAAGAUUAUAUGGGAGGACACUCUUUAGAAGAAGAACUUCUCGGUAAAGGCUAUUUAAACGGAGUGCCUUUAGGUUCCUCUUUAGCAGCCGAAUUACAAUCAGCGACUAUUGAAGAUGACAGUGAUGAAGUGCUUACAACCACAGCACCUGUGUCUAAAUUAGCCUCCAUGGCCAUGGACCGACGUUCGUUAAGUUUAGAGGUAACCAGCCCACUUUUAUCACCCUUACAAUGGUCUGCCUCUACAGGACUUCGUAGUCGACGUUCUUCCUUCAGUAGUUCCUGGUCCUCUUUAAACGAUCAGGAAGAAGAUGACCCUUUUGAAGUAUUAAAACGACAAUUGGAAGAUUUAAAUACAGCUGUGUGGGAGACAAAGACACUUCAUAAGCGGUUAUUAAACACACUGUCGUUGGAUGAAACACUCAAAGAUCUCGUGACCUAUGCUCCACCCUUUGAAUAUGUAAUUCAGUCCGUCAUCAAUCUGAUUGUCAGUAAAUCCCGCGACCGUGAAAGACAGACCAGCUAUUUACGCAACCUCGAUAGUGCACUGCGAAAGGAAAGUAGCUGGAUGUCAGCAGAGGCUUUGAAAGAGAUCGAGAGUUUACUCACUGGCAUCAAACAUACCCUGAAUGACCCAUCCUUUUCCUAUGAAAACCCUUUACCUGCUAUUCGUACUUUAACCAUCGAAACAAGUGCUGCCACAGAGUCCUUGGAGGAAUUAAAAGAAAUCAUGUAUGUCAAUAAACGUCAAGUCCAAGAAUUAAAUUCAAGACUCAGAUCCAUUGCAAAAACCGUGCAUGAAGUCAGAAAGGACAUGAGAAGGAUAAAUAAAUUUAUAGAAGAAAAGGACGAUGAAGACCCCAUCGUACUUGAAAAAGGUGAAGCCGCUGAACGUAUUAAAGAAAUCAUGUGGGGUAUGGACGAUCUUGACACUGAAUCCACAAAGAAGCUCAAAAAAAUGCAAGCCUUUUGGGAAAAUGCACACCUCACCUGUACCUAAAAAAAAAAAAAAAGUUUUUAUAUUCUUUUUCUUUUAUUAUUAUUAUUAUUAUUAAAACACAUUCUGAAAUACAUCAUUUUUAAACCGUAAAGAAAUAAAAAAUUGUGUACAUGGCAAG
Messenger RNA from Mucor mucedo, 1238 nucleotides. RefSeq lists its product as uncharacterized. Lineage: Eukaryota; Fungi; Mucoromycota; Mucoromycetes; Mucorales; Mucoraceae. The transcript is spliced from 3 exons. The record is from RefSeq and is a predicted model, not a curated record. The coding region runs from base 92 to 1120 and encodes 342 amino acids.